AGCCAUGUUGGCUCAAGCUUCGUAGCCACGUUGGCUCAAGCUUAUAUGAUCUUUCUGGAGCGUACUCCAGCGGCGGACUGCCGCUUUGCUGCAAGGAUUAAAUUUGGAGCACCUGGGGUGCCACGGGGCGCGAGAUGCCGUCCGACUCGCAGGUUAAGGCGGCGGCCUUCCUGGCGGUGACCCUGCAGCGAGCCUGCCACAACUUCUUCAUCGAGUGGGCCAAGGGCGACUCCGCGAGCGCCACCUACACCGUGUCCAGCGUGAUCUUCGUGGCCCAAACGUUUUGCGUCUUUGUCGGCUGGGCCCUGGCGUACCAGGGCGGUGGCAGCGCGGACAUGAAGAAAUGCUUCGACAAGGGCAUCCUGACGAAGUUCGCCCACAUCGGCAUAAUCUACGCGAUGGGGGACAUCCUCGAGAUGGAGUCUGUGAACUACAUCGACUCGUCCACGUACACGGUGCUGUCCCAGUCCAAGCUCAUCAUCACGGCCCUGCUGAUGUGGGCCAUCGACGGCAUUGCACAGAACUUGAUGCAGUGGUUCAUCUUCUUCACGACCUCGUCCAGCAUGCUGGAGUACGUGCUCGUGGGCAUGGCCAAGGAGGGCAGCGUGACCUUCAGCCCCUUUGGCGUCGGCCUCGCCCUUGUCAAGGUGGUGAUCAGUUGCUACGUGGCGGUGCUCAACCAGAAGGCUCUCAAGAUGGACUCCAACCCGUUCCCCGUGCAGUUCUCCUGUUUGAAAGUCUCCUGCGCGUUGACGAGCCUGGUGUACAUGCUCGUCAAGGACGGCCUCAUGGGUGACGGUGACCUGUUCGGCGAGUGGACCUACCGGACCGUGGUGCUCGUCUUCGCCGGCUUCGUCCUGAAGACGCUCUUCAGCUUGUACUUGUUCAAGGUCUUGGACGCCAUCUGGAAGAGCAUCAGCGAGGCCGUCGGCGUCCUCCUCGUGUACUUCGCGAAAGUGACCUUCCUAGGCGGCACUCUCGACGCUACCGUGUUCAACGCGGCCUUCACGGUGAUCCUCGCCUGCAUCGCUUACGUCUUGUCGCAGGAUGACGCGAGCAAGAAGAAGAGCGACAUCUGCGACGAGCUCGACCCUCGUGCGUUACCCCGAGCUCGCGACGGGCCUCCUCGCGUCUGCGCGGCGCCGCCUGCCGCAGUGAGCCCUCCUGGGCGGACCGAGCCGAGGGCUGCUCGGUCGUGAGGAAGCAGGGCAAGGAGGGAAGGCACAAUGAUUGCUCGCCAAGUCAAUUCUUCCACUUGCGCCGCAGGGCUAGCGGCUGCAGGCCCGUGGGCCACCUGUCUGCGGCGGUGGCAGCGCCCUCGCCCCAGCCGGGUGGGAGCGCGGGGUUUUAUUUUUUCGUUUCCCCAACCCGGGCCCUCGUGGUGGCCGCGUCCCCGUGCUGCGAGAGCGCGUCGCGGCGCUGCGGGCUGGGCCCCCUGCGGAGCGGGGGAGGGGAAGAGACCUCGUCGCGUCUCGCCGCCGCCCCCCCCCACUGAGGAGGAGUAGAAUGGCAAUUUUCACGGAAUUCGCCGAGCAGCUAUGGCGCUCGCCGAUCUCUCUCGCGCGCCCGCCUAGGCCCGUCUCUGGAGGACCUUGCGAGCGCGGGGACGGGCGCAACACGACGAAUCUGAUCGCGGCCUGUAGUGUCGAGAUGUGCUCCGGGAGCGGUAAUGUCGCUGGCGCCGGGGCGAGCGCAGGACUCCCAGAAGCACGCGUAUUGCAGUCUCUGGCGGGAGUGCCGUGCUUGCGUAGAUGUUGAGGCUGUAUCCAGCGAGAGGAAUGAUAGGAGGAGGAGGAGGAGGAGGAGGCCUCUGCCGCUCCCCCUCCUCCGCCCGCUGCUCAGAGGAUCUGGGCAGCGGCUGGUCCGACUCCCUCCUCGUCGCUGCCGCCCCUCUCCCCUUAAUCCUUUUCCUCCUCCUCAUUUCUCCUUUCUCCUUCCUGCGGCCCAGCUGGAGCCGGGCCCGUCCGGCCGCCCACUCGGAGGUCGGGCGGACUCAGAAGGUGCUCGCGGGCCGGUUGCGCCAGCGCCUCUUCCGUCGAGGCCUGGGGUGUCCACCCCCGCGCCCUUCUCGCCCGCUCGCCCAGGCACGGUCCACGGGUGGGUGGCCCCGAUUGUUGUACCCACGCGGCCGUUUCGUUUUUUGCAGUCUCUGUCUGAGUUGCCCUGUCACGCUGUCACGACGACCGCGCGCGGCGGCUGCGUUUUAAUGGAGAUGCUCCCUCAGAUCCUGAGCAUGAGGCUCCAUACCCUGAGUGCGAGGCUCCACUCACACUCAAGUAGCUCAUACCUGGACUCGCUCAUGCUCCGACCCUUCCUUAUUCAGAAGUAUCCUCUUCCUCCUUCUCCUUCUCGUCCUCCUUCUCCUCCCCUGGCCGGCUGGAGCAGAGAGGCGUCCCCUUCUCAUCAGAUGUGAAGGGGGCGACUUUAAUACACUUUGUUUUCCAUGGGCGUCUGCGUCGUCGCAGCGCCGUUUGCAGAGGGGCGUUGUUUCUUCGCCACGCGCUUAUGCACGCGAUCUCCUCUGUCACCUUGAUGCACAGCUUCGAGCAUAGCCGUUGUUCAUUCGAGCAUUCUGCUGCUGUACGUGUGUGAGUUGUUUUCUCGAGGCGCCCCCCUGGGAAUGAAACAAAGGGUAUGUAGGCAGCUGAAGUGGGAUCAUGCGGAAUCCUAUUUCGACCUGCGGCCGUCUGUAUGUUUCAUGGUUGCACGCCGAGUGGAACACGUCCACAGCGUCGACAACGAACAUACUUUUUCGCGUUGCAUGCCGAGUGGAAUUCGUCCACCGCGCCCGCAACAGCUCCUCUGCCGCGUGGAAGGUGAUUCCAUUGGUCCGCCAA
Molecule: messenger RNA, 2837 nt
Organism: Prorocentrum cordatum
Lineage: Eukaryota; Dinophyceae; Prorocentrales; Prorocentraceae
Source: the annotation of a GenBank genome assembly